This is a messenger RNA of Onychomys torridus (southern grasshopper mouse), 597 nucleotides long. Its product is annotated as vesicle transport protein GOT1A-like. Lineage: Eukaryota; Metazoa; Chordata; Mammalia; Rodentia; Cricetidae. Gene Ontology annotation, cellular component: endoplasmic reticulum; membrane. The coding region runs from base 1 to 576 and encodes 191 amino acids. The transcript is spliced from 5 exons. The record is from RefSeq and is a predicted model, not a curated record. Gene Ontology annotation, biological process: retrograde transport, endosome to Golgi; endoplasmic reticulum to Golgi vesicle-mediated transport.
AUGCCGCCGCCGCCGCCGCCGCCGCCGACUACAAGAAGCACAGGGAGGGCUGUGUUGACAAAAUGUGAGGACAAAGCUGCCCAGGAGCCCAGCAGCUCCUGCCCAUCUUCCUUCCCCUGGCCGGCUUUCUCCUACACAGAGAGCCUACACAGAACGCCUGACCCAUGGGGUAGGGAAGCUGAGCUCUCCUUGCUUCUUGCAGAGAUUGGUGUGGGCAUCACCGGCUUCGGCGUCUUCUUCAUCGUCUUGGGUAUACUCCUGUACUUCGACUCCGUACUCCUGGCUUUCGGCAAUCUGCUGUUCCUGACUGGCCUCUCCCUCAUCAUCGGCCUGAGGAGGACGUUUUCCUUCUUCUUUCAACGACACAAGCUCAAGGGGACCAGCUUCUUCCUGGGGGGUGUAGCCAUUGUGUUACUGCGCUGGCCCCUGCUGGGCAUGCUCCUGGAGGCCUACGGAUUUGUUAGCCUCUUCAAGGGCUUUUUCCCUGUGGCCUUUGGAUUCCUGGGCAGUGUUUCUAACAUCCCCUUCCUGAGCACCCUGUUGCAGAAACUUCAAGGCUCCAGCUCAAUGGUCUGAACCGUCGAGAUGCGCUCCUUG